AUGGGUGUUGAAACAGCCUCCUUACAAGAUCGCCUCGAGAGAUGGGCGCAGAGGCUACAAAAUUUAACAGUGUCUCCUCUGACCAGAGACUAUCCCGAGAACCAAAAGGCGGAUCUGAAGAGAGCAAUUGAGGCCUUUGAAUCUCUCAAGCUACCAAAGGAUGUGCAUACCGGACUGCAAAAACUCUCUGGAUCAUCGUCCGGCUUCAUUGCUUUCUUGACUGCUUUUGUUGUUCUCGUAGCUCGUUUGACUGGCGAUGAGGAUAUCGCUGUUGCGACCAGCUCAGCGGAAGAUGGCCGGCCAUUUGUCUUACGGGUCUCAAUUGAGCAGUCUGAGACCUUCCAACAGCUAUACUCUAAAGUCGAGAAUGCAUUCAAUCAAGGAGCUGCCGAUAUAGUUCCGCUGGGUAGCCUACGGUCCUACAUUCAGGAAAAGACCAAGUCAGAACGUGCCCCGAUCCUGUUCCGCUUUGCUGCCUACGAUGCCCCUGCCUCAUCACAAGAAUACCCUGCCAAUACCUUCGAAACUACCGACUUGGUUGUCAAUGUUGCAAACGCGAACGGGUCCACGUCCGAGGCGGAACUGGGUGCAUACUACAAUCAGCGUCUGUUCUCAAGCGCCAGGAUUGCUAUCAUUCUGAAGCAGCUUGCACAUAUUGUGCAGAACGCCUCUAAAAAUACCGAGGAAGCGGUUGGAAGAAUUGAUUUCAUGACGGAGGAUCAGCGGUCGCUGCUACCAGACCCCACAUCAGAUCUGCAUUGGUCCAACUUUCGCGGAGCCAUCCAUGAUAUUUUUGCACAGAAUGCCGAGAAGCAUCCGGACAAGCUUUGUGUGGUGGAGACCAAGUCGGAGCAGUCUCCUCACCGUGAAUUCACCUACCGGCAAAUCAAUGAGGCGUCGAAUAUCCUAGGCCACCACCUGGUCCAAGCUGGCAUCGAGAGGGGAGAUGUUGUCAUGGUCUAUGCCUACCGUGGCGUUGACCUUGUGGUAGCUGUCAUGGGUAUUCUCAAGGCCGGCGCAACCUUUUCGGUCAUCGAUCCUGCCUACCCGCCUGAGAGGCAGUGCAUCUACCUCGAUGUUGCCCGCCCACGAGCACUCAUUAACAUCGCGAAGGCCACCAAGGAAGCUGGCGAGUUGACUCAGCUUGUUCGGUCUUUCAUCGAUGAGAACCUUGAGCUGCGGACGGAGAUUCCCGCGCUUGCACUGCAGGAUGACGGUACUUUGGUUGGAGGAUCUGUUGACGGUCAAGAUGUCCUCGCGAAUCAAGUUUCUUUGAAGUCCAAGCCAGUGGGCGUCGUGGUCGGUCCCGACUCGACCCCGACCUUGUCAUUCACCUCCGGUUCUGAGGGUAGACCAAAGGGCGUCAGAGGACGUCAUUUCUCUCUGGCGUACUACUUCCCAUGGAUGUCCGAGACCUUCAAGCUUACCCCCGAUGAUCGUUUCACUAUGCUGAGUGGUAUCGCUCACGAUCCUAUUCAGCGAGACAUCUUCACACCGCUCUUCCUGGGAGCCCAGCUAUUGGUUCCGGCUCGUGAGGAUAUUCAGAACGAGAGACUCGCGGAGUGGAUGCGCGAGUAUAGCGCUACUGUUACCCACCUGACACCUGCAAUGGGUCAAAUUCUUGUCGGUGGUGCCUCUGCGCAGUUCCCUGCUCUUCAUCAUGCUUUCUUCGUUGGUGAUAUCCUGAUCAAGCGAGACUGCCGUUCUCUGCAGGCCUUGGCUCAUAAUGUCAACAUUGUCAACAUGUAUGGAACUACUGAGACUCAGCGUGCGGUCAGUUACUAUGAAAUCCCCAGCUACUCUAGCCAGGAGGGCUUCUUGGAUACUAUGAAGGACGUCAUUCCCGCGGGUCGCGGAAUGGUCGACGUGCAGAUGUUGGUUGUCAACCGGUUCGACCCUAGCCGCAUUUGCGCCAUUGGCGAAGUUGGUGAGAUCUACGUUCGUGCGGGUGGUCUGGCAGAGGGCUAUCUGAGCAACGAGGAAUUGAACAAGAAGAAAUUCCUCACCAACUGGUUCGUUGAUCCGCAGACGUGGGUCGAGAAGGACAAGGCUGAAAGCCAGGGCGCAAACGAGUCCUGGAGGCAAUUCUACGUUGGACCCAGAGAUCGCUUGUACCGCAGUGGAGAUCUGGGCAGAUACACUCCUUCUGGCGAUGUCGAGUGUUCCGGGCGUGCUGACGAUCAGGUCAAGAUCCGAGGGUUCCGCAUCGAACUCGGUGAGAUUGAUACGCACCUUUCUCGGCACCCUCUUGUCCGGGAGAACGUCACUCUGGUGCGAAGGGACAAGUUUGAGGAGCCGACUUUGGUCAGCUACUUCGUGCCAGAUAUGAGCAAGUGGUCCUCAUGGCUCGAAAGCAAGGGCCUCAAGGAUGAUGAUUCUGCCGAAGGAAUGGUUGGCAUGCUCAGACGAUUCCGGCCUCUUCGCGAUGACGCUCGGGAACACUUACGCAGCAAGCUCCCUGCGUAUGCAGUGCCUACGGUCUUCAUUCCUUUGAAGCGGAUGCCUCUGAAUCCCAACGGCAAGAUCGACAAGCCUGCAUUGCCGUUCCCAGAUACUGCCGAACUCAGUGCGGCAGCGCCUCGCCGCAGAUCAUCCGUCCUGCAGACUCUGUCCGAGACCGAGCAGGUUCUGGCCCAGAUCUGGGCUAACCGCAUUUCCAACGUCACCGCUCGCAUGAUUGGACCUGACGAUUCAUUUUUCGAUCUGGGAGGACACAGUAUCCUGGCUCAACAGAUGUUCUUCGAUCUGAGACGCAGGUGGCGCGGAAUCGACAUCAGCAUGAAUGCCAUCUUCCGUAGCCCUACCCUCAGAGGGUUCGCUGCAGAAAUCGAUCGCUUGGUCAACUUCGAGUCAUUCGCAAGUAAUGCCAACGAGGGUGAUGCCACCGCAGAUACUCUGGCCACUUCCAACGAAGCUGAUGACGAAUAUUCCAAAGAUGCUAGGAAGCUCGUUGAGACCUUGCCCGAGUCUUUCCCUGGACGAACCGAGGACAUGCUCUCGGGCGAACCUAUCGUGUUCCUAACCGGUGCAACUGGAUUCCUCGGUGCACACAUCCUCCGUGAUCUUCUCACUCGUAAGUCGCCUUUGGCAAGGGUCGUGGCACUCGUUCGUGGUAAGAGCGACGAGCAGGCUCUCGAUCGCAUUCGGUCUACAUGCAGAGCGUACGGCUUCUGGGAUGAGUCCUGGACUAGCAGGCUGCAGUGCGUCUGUGGUAACCUGGGAGAGCCACGGCUCGGCCUGUCGGAGUCGUUGUGGAAUGAUCUGACAGAACGAGUGGAUGCUGUGAUCCACAACGGUGCUCUGGUGCACUGGGUGUACCCUUACUCUACUCUCAAGCCAGCCAACGUUUUGGGUACCAUUGAUGCUUUGAAGCUUUGCGCGAGUGGAAAGCCCAAGCAGUUCUCUUUUGUCAGCUCGACCAGUGUACUCGACAAUGACCAUUAUGUCCUUGAGUCGGAACGUAGCAUUGCGGCCGGAGGUGCGGGUAUCAGCGAGGAGGACGAUCUGGAGGGUAGCAGCGUCGGACUGGGAACCGGUUAUGGACAAAGCAAGUGGGCUGGCGAGUACCUCGUCAGAGAGGCCGGCCGGAGAGGAUUGAAGGGAACCAUUGUUCGUCCUGGUUACGUUCUUGGUGACUCCAAGACCGGAACCACAAACACGGACGAUUUCCUCAUUCGAAUGAUGAAGGGAUGCAUUCAGCUUUCUGCUCGCCCCAACAUUCACAACACUGUCAACAUGGUGCCCGUCGACCACGUUGCUCGCGUCGUCAUCGCCGGUGCCUUCCAGCCCCCUUGCACGCCAAUCGGGGUCGCACAGGUGACCGGACACCCCAGGCUUCGUUUCAACCAGUUCCUGGGCGCUUUGCAGACCUACGGAUACGACGUACCCCAAGUCGACUAUGUCCCAUGGAAGAUGUCUCUGGAGCAUUACGUCAAUGACGGAAAGCACGAUGAUCCCGAGUCACAGCACGCACUUAUGCCUCUCUACCACUUCGUGACGGCAGACCUGCCCUCCAACACUAAGGCUCCUGAGCUGGAUGACGUUCACGCCGCUGCUUCCCUUCGUGCGGACACCGCCUGGUCGGGCAUCGAUGCCUCCGCUGGCGCUGGCGUGACCGAGGAGCUUGUCGGUCUCUACGCUUCCUACCUCGUGACAAUCGGAUUCCUACCCGCACCAUCUACAUCUGCGACCGGGGCGCGUCCAUUACCUGAGGUCCAGCUCAGCGAAGACCAGAAGAAGGCUCUGGCGAACGUCGGUGGACGUGGAGGUACUUCGUGA
This is a messenger RNA of Aspergillus viridinutans, 4278 nucleotides long. It is a transcript of the gene aarA, whose product is annotated as L-aminoadipate-semialdehyde dehydrogenase. The transcript has 4 exons. NCBI's taxonomy places the organism in Eukaryota, Fungi, Ascomycota, Eurotiomycetes, Eurotiales, Aspergillaceae. Gene Ontology annotation, molecular function: L-aminoadipate-semialdehyde dehydrogenase [NAD(P)+] activity; phosphopantetheine binding. The record is from RefSeq and is a predicted model, not a curated record. Gene Ontology annotation, biological process: L-lysine biosynthetic process. The coding region runs from base 1 to 4278 and encodes 1425 amino acids.